UUCAAAACUGUUCAAAAUAGAGCGGCUUCUCUGGGCUUUUCUUGGCACGCGUUGCAACAAGUUGAGACGUUUUUCGUAUUUACUGUUCAAAUAGAAAUUUAAAUAAACUAAUACCAUGGCUGCAACUAUGCCAAUUAAUCCAAAACCAUUUUUAAAUGGUUUAACAGGUAAACCUGUAAUGGUAAAACUAAAAUGGGGCCACGAAUACAAAGGCUACUUGGUAUCAGUCGAUGGAUACAUGAAUUUACAAUUAGCCAACACUGAGGAACACAUAGAUGGAAAUUGUACUGGCAAUCUUGGUGAAGUUUUAAUUAGAUGUAAUAAUGUUAUGUAUAUACGAGGUGUAGAAGAAGAAGAUGAAGAAGGAGAAAUGAAAGAUUAAUCUACAUUUAUAUUACAAUUCAAUUUAGGCUAAUAUAUUUUAUUCUUAAGUAAGAUAAAGUGAGAAUGGAAUAAAAGUACAAUGCUUUUUUUAAACAUA
This is a messenger RNA of Dufourea novaeangliae, 481 nucleotides long. It is a transcript of the gene SmF, whose product is annotated as small nuclear ribonucleoprotein F. Gene Ontology annotation, cellular component: catalytic step 2 spliceosome; U1 snRNP. The coding region runs from base 116 to 382 and encodes 88 amino acids. The transcript is spliced from 2 exons. The record is from RefSeq and is a predicted model, not a curated record. Gene Ontology annotation, molecular function: RNA binding. Gene Ontology annotation, biological process: mRNA splicing, via spliceosome; spliceosomal snRNP assembly. NCBI's taxonomy places the organism in Eukaryota, Metazoa, Arthropoda, Insecta, Hymenoptera, Halictidae.